GUCUGUAACUGGUCAUUCCAAAUUCAAAUAACGAACGUUCAAUAAAAUUGUUUUACAAAGAAUAUCGUUAAAAUUUAAAAUAGGACCGUUAAAAAAAACAAUUUUGAUUUCAAGAAUCGAACGAUGUGGUUCUUUCUGUUACUAGUGUUGUGCUUAGUGUAUUCUCUAUGGCGUUUGCGGUACUUCGCGUCGAAUGGUGUGAAGACUUUGGUACCGGUCCCGUUUUUGGGGAAUCUGACGGCGGUUACUUUUGGACGAGAGAACUUUGUGGAGGUCAUUGAAGCUGGUUAUAAUAAGUUCAAAGAUCAGAGAUAUUUCGGCAUCUACCAGUACCACGUCCCGACCCUGGUGCCCCGCGACCCCGAGCUGAUCCGCCGCAUCAUGGUGGCAGACUUCCACGCCUUCAGCGACCGCGGGGUCCACAUCGACCAGGCCUGCGACCCGCUCUUCGGCAGGAACCUCAUCAUGCUAAGGGGUUCACGAUGGCGCACAAUGCGAGCGGCGCUAACUCCAGCCUUCUCUGCGUCGCGCUGUCGCAGCAUGGCGCCUCUCAUGGCAAUCUGCGCGAAGAACGUGCAGAUAUAUCUGAGUGAGCGAGUGCGAGAAGGCAUACAGCUAGAUGUUGACGAGAUCUCAACAGCAUACGUGAACGACGUGAUCGCGUCUUGCGCGUUCGGGUUCGCGACGGACUCUCUCCAAGACCCUCACAACUGCAUUUUCCGGCUGGCAAAGAGGGCUGUUGUCCAGGACACCACGCAGAUCAUGAAGUUCUUCGGCUAUGAGAACAUGAAGACACUCAUGCAGUUGCUGAAUGUGAAGAUAAUAAAGUCCAGCGACGCGGAGCAGUUCGGUGAGCUGUUCAAGAGUGCGCUGCGCGCGCGCCGCGCCGGCGCCGCGCCCCGGCCCGACUUCAUACAGACCCUAGUGGAUGCUGCUGGCAAGGCAACAACAGGUGCAGAAAAUUUCUCCGACGAUGACCUGGUGGCGCAGGCCGUGCUGUUCUACAUCGCGGGAUACGACACCACGGCUAAUCUCCUCAACUACUUCCUCCUAGAAAUGGCAGCCAACCCUACUAUACAGGAAAAGCUGCAGAGUGAACUGGACCAGCUACCAGGGUCACACGAGGACAAGGAGGCUUACGACAGUGUCCAGGGGCUGGAGUACUUGGAGAUGUGUGUCUGUGAGGUUCUGAGGUUGUGGCCGCUGGUCGGGGCGGCGGACCGGCGCUCGGUGGCGCGCUAUGACUUUGGUCCGAACCAGACCGGUGGAGACACACACUACGUUGCAGGGGCGGGCGUGCACGUGUGGCUGCCAGUGUACUCGCUGCACCGCGACGAGCGCUACUGGGCCGAGCCGCAGCGCUGCGACCCGGGGAGGUUCUCCGCCGCCAACAAGCAGCACAUUCUGCCCUACACUUACAUGCCUUUCGGGACCGGGCCUAGGCACUGCAUCGGGUCCCGUUUCGCGACGACAGCGGCCAAGGUGUUCCUGGCCCAGUUCCUCCGACACUACACCGUCAGCGGCGGCGGCUCGAGGCAACUCCACCCCCGCGCCUUCAUCCUGCGCCCCAAGCACGGCUUCACACUCACUGUCACCCCGAGAAACAAUCAUAUAUCCGCGUAAACUUUAUGAUGGUCAUUGUUUUCUAUGUACCUAACCUUAAUUAUAACAACCAAAAGG
This is a messenger RNA of Leguminivora glycinivorella, 1680 nucleotides long. RefSeq names its product cytochrome P450 9e2-like. The coding region runs from base 124 to 1623 and encodes 499 amino acids. Gene Ontology annotation, molecular function: iron ion binding; heme binding; monooxygenase activity. The transcript is spliced from 11 exons. The record is from RefSeq and is a predicted model, not a curated record. NCBI's taxonomy places the organism in Eukaryota, Metazoa, Arthropoda, Insecta, Lepidoptera, Tortricidae.